Exophiala viscosa is the source of this 2331-nucleotide messenger RNA. Its product is annotated as Cys2His2 zinc finger developmental/cell cycle regulator. Gene Ontology annotation, molecular function: RNA polymerase II cis-regulatory region sequence-specific DNA binding; DNA-binding transcription factor activity, RNA polymerase II-specific. The record is from RefSeq and is a predicted model, not a curated record. NCBI's taxonomy places the organism in Eukaryota, Fungi, Ascomycota, Eurotiomycetes, Chaetothyriales, Herpotrichiellaceae. The transcript has 2 exons. Gene Ontology annotation, biological process: regulation of transcription by RNA polymerase II. Gene Ontology annotation, cellular component: chromatin. Bases 216 to 2168 code for a protein of 650 amino acids.
AACCCGUUCUUAUCACCGUUGACCAGCCCCUCCGAGAGUGCCCAUUGGCACGCUGCAUCUCAGGAUUACAUCGAGUCAACAAAAAGAAGGAACCCUGAGAGACCACUUUGCAGUCGUAAUCAUCAGACCAAACCGCUCCGAAUGCGCAUCAACGGCGUGGCGUAAACCGCCAUUGGCGAACCGUCAACUGUCGCAUAGCCUCGCAAUCCCCAAGGAUGGCAGCCAUUUCGAGUCUAGUAUUGACUGACGCCAUACCUUCAAGGGAUCGAGUGGAGGAAGUCGACACCCCUACUACUCCCAGGGCAGGACGUUACCCGUCAGCGCUCAGGGAUAAUGUCGAUGUUGCCCUUGAAGACCAUGAUUCUGCUCGACGGUCCAGCACCUCAACGGUGUCGCAGGCACCAAGUCAAGGCCACAUUAUGGGCCUUACCGAUCGGAGAGACCAUGUACCCGACAGAAGAGACAGCGUGGACGAUGGAGCAAGUAUUAUGGACCUAGACGACGAUGACGAUGCCUCCGACAACGAGGACCCGGAACAAGGCGAGGCAGACGGUACAUCGAGAAAGAAAAAGGGUCAAAGGUUCUUCUGUACCGGCUACCCGCCAUGCAGUCUCAGCUUCACGAGGAGCGAGCAUUUGGCUCGGCACAUUAGAAAGCACACCGGUGAAAGGCCAUUUCAAUGUCACUGCAAUCGAAGGUUUUCUAGGUUGGACAACUUGCGUCAACAUGCACAGACUGUGCAUGUCAACGAAGAAAUACCAACGGAUUCACUUGCUGCCACUGGAACACGGUUCCAGCGCCAGAUACGGACUGACCGCGUUAGGCCUACAGGCCGGCCACGCACGGGAACCGCAGGCAGUGGAGGCGGUCACAGUCGUGGACAUAGUCGGAACCUCUCGACCUCUAGUAUCGGCUCAACCUCGUCAAACUAUAGCGUCGUCACUGAUGCGAAGAGACGACCUCCGCCCCUGCUCAUGGCCAACGACGGUACAAGCAGGCCAAAUAUGGGCAUAGACGGCCCUCAAACACCUCCAAGCCAAUAUCGUGGCUAUGACCCCAACUCUCCUGGUGGUAUGAGUACGCCAACAUCCGCGAACUUCUCGGCCACGCCCGGGAGCCCCGGGUUCUUAUCGUCGAUGGGGUCGCCGACAUCAACGCAUUCUCGACUAGGAGGUUACUUUGGGUCCCCGUCUCAUGCUCGUCGGCUGUCGGUCCCCUCCGGCCCCAACCCCUACCAGUCUCAGUAUCCACCAGGAUAUCCCAUGGCUUAUGUGAACAACAUGGGCCCCAGCAGCUCUCAUGGUUCAUCAAAUUCCAGCGUGCUUGCCAGUCCUACUUCGGGAAGUUUCCCCAUUGCUCCUGGUCAACACCUCCCGCCCGGAGAGGAUUGGCGAAGACGAACCUGGCACCCUUCCACAAUGCCAGUUGCCAAUUUCAACUAUGGCCGACCAGCAACCAGCGGGCUGACAUACUCGCAAACUCCAGACGCACCUCAACCCAGCGCUGCCCAACACGCCACUGCAGCUGCUGGUCAGGCUCCUCGCUUGCCAGGGAUCGAAAGCUUCGAUCAUGUCCAGCACAGAUCGUACACUCCUCCUCGUCGGCAACCCAGCCCUAUGCAGAUAGACCCCAACUUAGCUGAUGUUCACCCUCGUUCAUCAGGCCACAAUCACGGUGCAGGAUCUUGGGGUCAGCAAACGAUCAGCGAAAUUCAAUCCGUAGGCGUGCGACAGCACGACCCACCUAGACACAUGGAUAUGGGUCCUCCGCCUAUGACCAUUCAACAACAUCAGCAGAUGGCGAGGGAGGCCCUAGAGGCCCAAUCACAGGUCCGGAAUAGCAAAAGGCAGGCCUGGUACAAUGGACCGGCUCCACCUGCCCGGACUUCUCCCGAAGAUUCGAGCAGUAGCGAUGGGAUUCCAACACCUGGCAUGACCGCUGUCGAGGUGCACCCGAUGAUCAUGCACAGUGGGGGCUACAUGGAAGCACAGCAUCCAGUCUUGGGCCCAGAUGUGCAUCAAAACGUCUGUCUUGCUCCGGCACCCUAUAUUGAGCCAGGUCGUCAGGAUACUGCCCCAUCUUUUCAUGAUCGGGCUAGUCGCGGUAGUGACAUGAACCGCCUGGAAGCUCUAGUCGCCGUCGCAACGAGCGAAAAUGGACCGCGCUGAAGAUUUUAUGCAAUGGUGUCAGCCUUGCAUCUUGAUGGUUACCACAACUCUUGCACGCGACGAACGAUACAUCAUGUCCUGACUGGAUUAAUGCGGAGGCAUAUUUUGAACGCAGUCCUUCUGAUCUUUGUCUGUUACAGAUCUUGACGGCCUGCAUACGAGA